GGAGAGAUGACGUGGGAAAGAGCUACAAGGAGGAAGUUCCAGGUUUCAGAAGCUAAAGAGAAGAUGGCAUUAUGGUUGAACAUUUAAUUGCAUUGGAAGCCGAUGAGUGCCAAGGAGAUAUCCAGACAAAGCAGAGGAACUUGUUUCAAUUCGAACAGCAGUCUACACACUGGCCUGUGCGAAGGAGAAGUAAAGUGUUUGGAAAAGUUGAACAUCCGGAUAGACAAAAUGAGGAUCAGUUUUCCCCUCCACACCACCAACAGGAGAAUGAAUCAGCUAAGGAUCUGAAGGGCAAUAUGGCUCCUGAAACCAAAAUCACUGAAGAGAAAAGCACUAACAAUCAGAACGGAGGGACAACAGGCGUGAAAAGCAUCAGCAGAGCUGUGUCCUAUAUCAUGGGAGGAACAAACAUGUCUGGAGAUGGAUCUAAAGGUAAAGCAAUUGCCAGUCACAAGUAUUGACUAAACAGUGUGGCCAAUUGUUUGCCUACACUUGUGGUUCAUUCUUAAAAAUGUUCAAGAGACCAAAUAAGUGCCAAAUUUACUGUCUAAAGACAAAACAGUAUAACAUGAAAAGGAGAUAUACAUACCCUCCUGCCAGGUAGCAAAUUUUCACGGCAUGUUCAGAAAGUGUGCUUCAAAGAUACGCGUUUCAGCUAGUAGUAUUUAUAGUAUGGCUUUACAAGUUACCAACCUCUUUACACAUCACUUGAACUUUAAGUUUAACCCACUAGUUUUGCCAGCUUGGUACCUCCCUAUACUUUCCCAUCCCUCAUUUGAAUGGUAUAUUCCAAAUGUUGAUGAGCCAUAACAGGGCUCCCUAAUUGUGCUUGGUACAAAGUAUUCAUGAAUCUUUACUUUGACAAGUUUCCUAUUUUCUAAAGUCAAAACUGACUUCAGCUUUGCAAACUUCUGUGGGCUGUUUGACAUGGGUGAACAGAAAUUGUGGAAAGAGCAUAAUGCAUUUAAUUAAUGUAACCUUCCAAUACCCAUAUAUGUAAAGUAUGUUAUAUUAAUACCAUUCACAUAGUAUCUAUGAAUGUGUAUAUUACAUCGAACAUAUAUGCAUGGGCAAACACAACCAUUGUCAUUCCAGAGUUGUGGAGUGGUAAUUGGUAUCUUCUUAUUGGCUUGAUCAUACAUGUAGCAUGCUCUUAAUAUGGGGAGAUAUGUUGGCGCAAGUCUCUAGGGGGAGCACUAGCAGCCUUUGCAUCUUAAAGAGUCCUAGAAUUGAGACUUACAGGGGAGAAUAACUUGCAACACCCUUUUCUGCCUUCAGUGGGAGCCACCUCCACUGGCCAGUGUGUCUAGGGGACAGAGUCAUGGCUGCACCUACUCCCUGCCCCUCUCUGCCCAGUUACUCCCAAGGAGAAGCAUCUGGAGCACAAAUGUAAUGCGUUUUGGGGCAGCCCCUGUGGGCUGUGAAAGGCAUGGGAGAGGACAAUCUUUACCCCUUCCUACAGCCCUGCACAGUCACAAUAGCCAGAAGCACAAUCUAGUGCU
Caretta caretta (loggerhead turtle) is the source of this 1502-nucleotide messenger RNA. The record is from RefSeq and is a predicted model, not a curated record. Lineage: Eukaryota; Metazoa; Chordata; Testudines; Cheloniidae.